Choloepus didactylus (southern two-toed sloth) is the source of this 1898-nucleotide messenger RNA. It is a transcript of the gene DYRK4, whose product is annotated as dual specificity tyrosine phosphorylation regulated kinase 4. NCBI's taxonomy places the organism in Eukaryota, Metazoa, Chordata, Mammalia, Pilosa, Megalonychidae. Bases 111 to 1898 code for a protein of 595 amino acids. The record is from RefSeq and is a predicted model, not a curated record. Gene Ontology annotation, cellular component: nucleus. The transcript is spliced from 15 exons. Gene Ontology annotation, biological process: peptidyl-serine phosphorylation; peptidyl-threonine phosphorylation. Gene Ontology annotation, molecular function: protein serine/threonine/tyrosine kinase activity; ATP binding; protein serine/threonine kinase activity.
CUAAAAAGCAAAGGAAACGCAGCGGUUUGACAUCCUUCCCGAUUUUGAAAGCAAGAAAGAAACAAAGUUUCACCUCUGUGAAGGACCCCACCCUUCAUUCUGAGAUCUACAUGGUUGAGAGUAAGCCUUUGAUUGAAGUCCCGAAGCCACCUUCCAAGUCCAAGAACUUCAGCAUGACCCGAUUCUUGCGUAAGAAUAAAAACCCCAGCAGCGUUACUUCCCUCCCUUUUGUGGAUGCCAAGGGGAAGAAGAACAUGGUCAACUUCCCACACAUCAGCAACAAGAUCCUGCUGAAACCACCCCUGCUGUAUCAGGAGAACCACACUCAUAAUCAGGGGCUGCCCUCUGAACUCAAGCCUUCAGAAAUACCUUUUCACUCCAGCAUUAAAACCCAAGAUCCCAAGCCAGAGGUGAAACCACCAGAAAAGCACAAGGUGCCCCUGACAGCAGUAGAAGCCCUAAAGCUUUUUAAGAACCAGCUGUCUUCAUAUGAGCAAAGUGAAAUCCUGGGCUACACAGAGCUCUGGUUCCUGGGGCUCGAAGCUGAGAAGCUCAAAGUGGCUCCUGACAAAUUCAGCAAGACAAGUUUUGACGAUGAACAUGGUUCCUAUAUAAAGGUCCUGCACGACCACAUUGCCUACCGCUACGAGGUUCUGGAGAUGAUCGGGAAAGGGUCCUUUGGACAGGUGGUCAAGUGCUUGGAUCACAAAAACAAUGAGUUGGUGGCCCUGAAAAUCAUCAGGAACAGAAAGAGAUUUCACCGCCAGGCCCUGGUGGAGCUGAAGAUCCUGGAAGCUCUCAGAAGGAAGGACAAAGACAACUCCUACAACGUGGUGCACAUGAAGGACUUUUUCUACUUCCGCAGUCACCUCUGCAUCACCUUUGAGCUCCUGGGAAUCAACCUGUACGAGUUGAUGAAGAAUAAUAGCUUUCAAGGCUUUAGUUUGUCAAUAGUUCGGCGCUUCACCCUGUCUGUUUUGAAGUGCUUGCAAAUGCUUUAUGUAGAGAAAAUCAUUCACUGCGAUCUCAAGCCAGAGAAUAUAGUGCUGUAUCAAAAGGGUCAAAUCUCCGUUAAAGUUAUUGACUUUGGAUCAAGCUGUUAUGAACAUCAGAAAGUGUACACCUACAUCCAGAGCCGGUUCUACCGAUCCCCGGAGGUGAUUCUGGGCCACCCUUACAACAUGGCCAUCGAUAUGUGGAGCCUGGGCUGCAUCAUGGCGGAGCUGUACACUGGCUACCCGCUGUUCGCGGGGGAGAACGAGGUGGAGCAGCUGGCCUGCAUGAUGGAGGUGCUGGGCCUGCCACCAGCCCGCUUCAUUCAGACGGCCUCCCGGAGACAGACGUUCUUUGAUUCCAAAGGUUUUCCUAAAAAUAUAACCAACAACAGGGGGAAAAAAAGAUACCCGGACUCCAAGGAUCUCACCAUGGUGCUGAAAACCUACGACACCAGCUUCCUUGAUUUUCUCAGAAGGUGUUUGAUAUGGGAACCUUCUCUUCGCAUGACCCCUGACCAGGCCCUCCAGCAUGCUUGGAUUCAGGAGCCACGAAACCUCAAGCCACAGCCCAGGCCCCAGACCCUGAGGAAAUCCAGUCUCUGUUUCCCAUCUGAGAUGAAGGACAAGGUUCAAGGUCAUCAUCACUUGAACAGAAAAGAUGAGACCACCAGAGAAGAGGCAACAGACAAAAUAAAAGAUAUAGCCACUAAGCAGGCUCAGAAUUCAGGUGAUCGGCAGGGUUGUCUCCAGCCUAUGGCUGAUGUCGUCCAGCUGCCUCAUCUAGCAGAAGCUUCUGGAAAGCCAGAGGCAGUUGCUGGACGAGAGGAGUCCACGACUUCCACAGGAGAACAAAGCAAAAACUUCUCCCCCAAGAACACAAACAUUUUACCACCCAUUGUAUGA